Molecule: messenger RNA, 924 nt
Organism: Endocarpon pusillum Z07020
Lineage: Eukaryota; Fungi; Ascomycota; Eurotiomycetes; Verrucariales; Verrucariaceae
Exons: 1
Coding region: 1-924 (307 amino acids)
Biological process (GO): transcription elongation by RNA polymerase I; transcription elongation by RNA polymerase II; transcription antitermination
Cellular component (GO): nucleus
Molecular function (GO): RNA polymerase II transcription regulatory region sequence-specific DNA binding; zinc ion binding
Source: RefSeq, a predicted model, not a curated record
AUGGCGCUGGACAAGAGAGAAGUUGCCGAGCGAGGUUCUACGCUUCAGAAAGCUCUCCAAACAUCUGUGCCAGCAGCCAACAUCGUCUCGCUACUGAAAGAACUCCAGAAAGGUGUGCGUCCCACGGAGGAACUGCUUCGGUCGACCCAGAUCGGCAAGACCGUGAACCGAUGCAAACACCAUCGAGCACCGGAAGUGGCCAAACUCGCAUCGGAAAUUGUUAGCAAAUGGAGGCAUCAAGUACAGGAGCAAAAGCUGGCUAAUGGAGGAAAUUCUGGUUCGGGAACACCCAAUGCACGAGCCAAUGGCACUGCGUCUCCCGCACCUUCGAAGCCUGCACCUGCACCAAAAGCCGAGUCAACGGUCCCACCAGAUAAGCGAACGUGGAGGACCGACAAGAUCUCACGCGACGAUUUGACAAGUGAUGCGGCUCGUAACAACUGCAUAGGUCUUAUGUAUGAUGGACUAUGCCAAAAUUCUACCCACCCUUCGAAGCAAAUUCUAGAGAGCGCCAAAGCUAUUGAGCAGGCUGCUCUUGAUCUACCUGGGGCGAAAGGUGACAGCACUGCGGGAGCGUACCGAGACAAGAUUCGAUCGCUGUACCAGAAUCUGAGGAACAAGUCGAAUCCAGAGCUGAAAAUCAGAGUGCUGUCAGGAGAGAUUAGUCCUGCGCGAUUGGUGGUGAUGACGCAUGAAGAGCUUAAGAGUAAGCAACAAAUAGCGAACGAUGCUGCAAUCGCCAAGGAGAAUAUGAACAACGCUAUGGUCCCACAAGAACAGAAAUCCGUCUCGACGUCACUGCAGUGUGGAAAGUGUGGGCAGAAGAAGGUCAGCUAUUCUCAGGCGCAAACGAGAUCGGCUGAUGAACCGAUGACGACGUUUUGUGAAUGCAUGGCCUGCGGGAACAGGUGGAAGUUCAGUUGA